UGGUGCGCCAGUGUGUAACGCUAUAGGCUGGACGGAGGCAGCUGUUGCCAUUAUUUUACUAGCCAGCUCAGAUACAUCAGCGGCUUCACCUUCCCUGGAAAAAAAAGAUGAAUCUCUCCACACCAUCAUAAACACACGAAACUGAAAAUAGAUUUAAAAAAAGUUAAAUCAAUGGUACAGAAAAGUAGUAUGUCCAGGACGCCUUCGACCUCAACCCAGGAGAUCCAAAUGGACAUGUUCGACCAUCAUCCACACACACAGGGAAAGUACGGCAAGAGGAAGAGCCGAUUUAAGCGCUCAGAUGGAAGCACCUCCUCUGACACCACCUCCAACAGCUUUGUCCGACAGGGCUCUGCAGACUCCUACACCAGCCGGCCGUCGGAUUCAGAUGUGUCCCUGGAGGAGGACCCUGAGGCUCUGAGGAAGGAGGCCGACAGACAGGCCCUCGCCACGCUCGAGAAAGCAAAGACCAAACCGGUGGCGUUUGCUGUGCGGACAAAUGUUGGUUACAAUCCCGGACCCAGCGAUGACGUUCCUGUGCAGGGCAUGGCCAUAUCCUUCGAAGCCAAAGACUUCUUGCACAUUAAAGAGAAAUACAACAAUGACUGGUGGAUCGGGCGUCUGGUGAAGGAGGGCUGUGAGGUGGGCUUCAUCCCCAGCCCGGUCAAACUGGAGAACACCCGUCUGCUGCAGGAGCAGAGGAUGAGACAAAACCGACUCAGCUCCAGUAAAUCUGGAGGAAGCUCCAGUCUGGACGUUGCCACAGGAACCCGCAGGCCCACCCCACCUGGCACAGUGGACACGUCCAAUGUGUCCUUUGACGUUGACCCCCUCGACCUCGAUGCUGAGGAGCCCCCUGAGUCCCAGGGUGACCCUCGCUCCCCCAAGGGCAUGUCAGGCAGCGUAACAUCCCCUCAGGCCAACGCCCACCGACUGCCCUUCUUUAAGAAGAUGGAGCAUGUUCCGCCUUAUGACGUGGUUCCCUCCAUGAGACCCAUCAUCCUAGUGGGGCCAUCACUUAAAGGAUAUGAAGUGACAGACAUGAUGCAGAAAGCGCUCUUUGACUUUCUGAAACACAAGUUUGAGGGCAGGAUAUCCAUCACGCGGGUGACAGCGGACAUCUCCCUGGCCAAACGUUCAGUCCUCAACAACCCCAGCAAACACACCAUCAUCGAGCGCUCUAGUACCCGCUCCAGCCUGGCGGAGGUGCAGAGUGAGAUUGAGCGUAUCUUUGAGCUGGCCCGCACCCUCCAGCUCGUCGCUCUGGAUGCAGACACCAUCAACCACCCGUCUCAGCUGGCCAAGACUUCCCUGGCUCCCAUCAUUGUCUAUAUCAAAAUAGCCUCACCUAAGGUCCUGCAGAGGCUCAUCAAAUCGAGGGGGAAGUCCCAGGCUAAACACCUAAAUGUGCAGAUGGUGGCAGCGGACAAGUUGGCCCAGUGCCCACCUGAACUGUUUGACAUCAUCCUGGACGAGAACCAGCUGGAAGACGCCUGCGAACACCUGGCUGACUACCUGGAGGCGUACUGGAAGGCGACGCACCCCCCGAGCAGCAACCCUCCCAACCCUCUGCUCAACCGUACCAUGGCCACGGCAGCCCUGGCCGCCUCCCCUGAGCCCGUCUCCAACCUGCAGGUACAAGUGCUCACCUCCCUGCGCAGGAAUAUGGAUCUGUGGCCUGACAUGGACGGUGCUGUAGCCAAUGAGGGGAAAGAGGAAGAACAUGCUCUCUGAAGUCCAGCAGAGAGGCGAGAGGGGAGGGAGGGAAGGGACUCCGGCAACUCAAUCUCAACCCAGCUGCCUGCUCUCUUUAUUCAAAGAAAAGUGCAUUGAAACCCUGUUUAUGCUGUAUAUAGAAACACACCUGACACAUUAAUGAGCCAACUCACAGCUUUUAGGACAGCCACAAGAAAGAUAGUCAGUAUGUCAACAUUUACGUCCCUGCGCUGUUUAAACUGUGAGACUCAAACCUCUCUGGACUACAGGAGUAGCUCAUGAGGCCCCUCUGCUGCUGGGGCCCCCCUCCCUCAUUUCGCUGUAAUCAAGAGUAAAAUGAUAUCUGCUGCUCCCCACCCUGCCCUCGUUAGCUCCGUGGCCUCCUUUCUCCUGCACUUUUUUUUGUUCUCUCGGAGGCUGAAUCCAGUUUGCUGUCCUCCUCCGUGUUGCCAUGGUACCACCCCUGAAAACAGCAAGUCAUGUCCGCCUCUUCAAACAGAAACGCUUUAGUUUGGUGGAGGCUGUUGCUCACACUCUGUCCAGUUGAAUCUUUUUAUAAUCACUUUAACAGAAAACUACUAAUCAGCUGUGUCUCUAUUCAUAAGUUUAAACUGGCUGCACAUUGAUUAUGAUAAAGAUGUUUAUGUCACCUGAGUGACUGUUGCACCAAAUGGCUGGAAACCUCUUUUAUGUCUUCCUCUACUGUUUUUAUUGAGGCUGUCAUUGUAGAGGCGGCAACAAAAACAAUACAAUUGCACUCAAAUCUGUUACUUUUUCUUAAUUUAUGUGAAAAGAUAUGUGAAAUAUGCUGCAGAGUUCAAUUAAUCAAUUCACAGUCGUACUGAUUUUGCUGCUCUUUUCUGCCAUGAGGUCAAUCCGCCAGAAGGUGGCGCUGUUGUAAUGAUAUUAUAGAUAUUCGGACUGCUUGUUGAGUAACUGCUUGUGUGUGUGUUUGCAGGUCAGUUUCAUAAUUUUAAACUGAUCUGAACUGAGUAGAACUAAUCUGUUUGACUAACUGAGUAAUGUCUGUAUUUGUUUUGUGUUAGGUGUAAUUUAGUGUGUGUGUGCACAAAACCUGGAAUGUGUGUGUUUUAGGGCUGCACAUUAUUUUGACUGAG
This is a messenger RNA of Centropristis striata (black sea bass), 2834 nucleotides long. It is a transcript of the gene cacnb1, whose product is annotated as calcium channel, voltage-dependent, beta 1 subunit. The record is from RefSeq and is a predicted model, not a curated record. NCBI's taxonomy places the organism in Eukaryota, Metazoa, Chordata, Actinopteri, Perciformes, Serranidae. The transcript has 13 exons. Gene Ontology annotation, molecular function: protein binding; high voltage-gated calcium channel activity. The coding region runs from base 172 to 1734 and encodes 520 amino acids. Gene Ontology annotation, biological process: neuromuscular junction development; calcium ion transmembrane transport; regulation of voltage-gated calcium channel activity. Gene Ontology annotation, cellular component: voltage-gated calcium channel complex.